This is a messenger RNA of Aedes albopictus (Asian tiger mosquito), 2655 nucleotides long. RefSeq lists its product as uncharacterized. NCBI's taxonomy places the organism in Eukaryota, Metazoa, Arthropoda, Insecta, Diptera, Culicidae. The record is from RefSeq and is a predicted model, not a curated record. Gene Ontology annotation, biological process: proteolysis. Gene Ontology annotation, molecular function: aspartic-type endopeptidase activity; zinc ion binding; nucleic acid binding. The coding region runs from base 1 to 2655 and encodes 884 amino acids. The transcript has 2 exons.
AUGUCAACCCACGGAAAAUACGUGCGAGCUCCAGCUGAAUUGCUGGACAUGCAAGAAGACCGGAGUAUCGAUGAUUCAUUCUUCUCCGAUGAAUUGUUUCCUUCGGGACUUGGCGCUAUAGAAGUAGUCGAGACCAUCGAAGCGGACCCCGUAGGGACGGCUGACGUCGUAGGGGAUGAAGUCGACACCUCAGUAGAUGUAUGCGCGACAGAGAAGCCGACGGACGAAACUCCACCCACUGCGGUAUCGAAUGUGGACAUGCACGAAAGGGUCUUCAACCUCGAAAAAGUCAUCGCACACCUUGCACGAUCGUUAGAGUCGUCGAAAAGGUCUACCGACUUGCAGGAGACAAGCUCCGACACUCGGCAGGCGGUCGAGAAGGGCUGGGGAACCACUGGUGAGCAAAACGCAGAGACAAGUUCCGAUAAUCGACAGGCGGUCGAGAAGAGCUGGGGAAUCACUGGUGAGCAAAACGUGAUGGAUCGAGCCAGCUCCGGUUCAGCCUCAAGCUUCCGGUGGGACCAAAUCCCACCGUUUCCAAGAGACGUUCCGGCUAACAAACUCUGGGAGGAAUGGCAGCGGUUCCUCGAAAACUUCGAGAUAGCAGUCUCACUAUCCUGCGCUUUCGAUCCCGUCAGUCGAGCUAAACUACUUUUCCUGUCAAUGGGUCCGGACUUGCAAGGCAUUGUCAGGGCUGCUAAGCUUAGGCCGAACCUUGACAACUCGAUGUGUUACACCAGAUUCGUGAACAACGUAGACGCUCACCUGAAGUCGAUGACCGACACGUCAUCCGAACACGAAGCAUUCACUGGCAUGCAGCAAAGGAAAGGCGAAUCUGUUGUUUCCUUUCACUCGCGACUCACAGAAAAGGUGAGGUUAUGUGGGUACAGCCCGGAAGACCAAGAGCGUUUCGUCCGCACCCAGUUGCUGAAAGGUAUGCAAAACAAAGGGUUGGCCAAGACUGCCCGAACGUUCGGGUACGAAACGAACUACAUCGUGCAGUGUGCCACCAGGGAUGAGGCUUUCGAAGAAGACAACAAACAGAACGAUAACCGUGACCAGACUGCCUAUGCCGUAACGAAUCGAGGCGACGAUGACGACAAACGCUUCAAAAAGUACACUCCGAGGUCGCGAGAUCGGCUGGAAUCGAAGGUGAUCGAUCAAAAGUCUGGACGACAUGGUCAUGGGCGACGCUCUCGUUGCUCGAGGUGUAACCGGUUGUCCCAUUCUGGGAACCGAUGUCCCGCCAUCAACAAGAAGUGUAACAGUUGCGGCACUGUUGGCCAUUUCGCGAUGGCUUGUCGCAAAAGGCGCGUCAACCAGGUCCAAGACAAUCAUAACGUAAAACGGAAGCGAAACGACUCAUCGGACUAUAAUGAAGAUGACAUUGAUAAGCAGAGCGUAAACGCAAUCACGAUCGAAGACGUCCUAGUAGACUGCCGCAUAGGAUCGUCUAGCCCCAUAACCUUCUUGAUCGACUCAGGCUCCGACGUGAACAUAAUAGGUGGGUCGGACUGGGCUCAUCUGCGCGAGCAAUCGCAAAAAGGAUUAAUCAUUCUCGAGCCAGUGGUGCUUCCUAAAAAUAGAGAGAUUCGGGCAUAUGCCGUUAAGACCCCGAUGGUAGUUCGCCAUGCUUUUCGGGCUCAGGUUGAAGUAGCUGAGGGCACGAAACCAAUCGUCUCAGCUGAAUUUCUUGUGGUCGAAGAAGGCCGCAGAUCACUUUUGGGAAGGUCGACCGCGAAUGAAAUGCGCCUGCUAGAAGUCGGAUUGGGAGUCAACAACUGUGAGGAUUCUGGCCCAGCAGAAGUUUUCCCAAAAAUGCCAGGUAUAAAAGUGAAAUUCAGCGUAGAUAGAUCGGUACCGCCGGAGAAAAACGCCUAUUACAACGUGCCUGCCGCUUACCGAGAGGGAGCAAGAUUGCGUUUGGAAGAGAUGGAAGCUCGUGGCAUCAUAGAACGAGUUGACUCCGCACCCGAGUGGAUCAGCGGCAUGUCAGCCGUACCGAAGGGUAAAAACGAUUUCCGCUUGGUGGUGAAUAUGCGAUCACCGAAUAAAGCCAUCAAGCGUGAAUACUUCCGGCUUCCUUUGUUGGACGAGAUAAAGAUCAGAUUGCAUGGCUCUCGAUUCUUCACAAAAUUGGAUCUGAGCAACGCUUUCUACCACCUUGAGCUAGCCAAGGAAUCUCGGGACUUGACCACCUUUCUCUCGGAAACUGGCAUGUACCGUUUUACCCGAUUGAUGUUCGGCGUUAACUGCGCGCCCGAAAUUUUUCAGCGGGAAAUGAGUCGCUUGCUUGAUGGAGUUGAGAAUGUUAUCGUCUACAUAGAUGACAUCCUCAUCUUUGCAGAUAGUUUGGAAGCGCUACGCCUGACUACUGCAAAAGUAUUGAGAAUACUAAGAGAGAACAACUUAACACUGAACGUGGCCAAAUGCGAGUACGAGAAAACGCAUAUAAAAUUCUUGGGGCACGAACUCAACGAAAGUGGAUUCCAUGUAGACGAAGCAAAGGUCAAAGACAUCCGGAAAUUUCGACAGCCUACCACGGUGUCAGAACUCCGUAGUUUCUUGGGGUUGGCGUCAUUCCUGAGCUCGUAUAUUAAGAACUUUGCGGAUAUAACAAGCCCGCUAUGGGCUGUGUCCACGGCCCAGACUUAG